AUGCUUCUUAAAAGUGUCUUGCUCCUGGCUGCAGCACAGUCUGUCUUUGCCAAGUGUAAAUGUACCCCUACCGACGAUUGCUGGCCCUCUGUGGACACAUGGAAUACCCUCAACAGCUCCGUGAACGGAAAACUUGCACGCAAUGAACCCAUUGCCAGGCCCUGCUAUCACGGCCCAGGCUACAGCUCCGAGCGCUGUCAGAGCAUCAGUUCCAACUGGACAAGCAAUGUUUACCAGGCAACUUUCCCGAUUGGAUAUAGCUAUCCACUUGUGGAAAGCUGUCCCCCUAUUAAUGCCACGGUGGCUGGCUACCCACAGUGCGACCUGGGCAACUAUCCUGUGUACACCGUCAAGGCGACAACGGCGGCUGAUGUUGCUGCCGGGAUUCAGUUUGCAAACGACAAUAAUGUGAGAUUGGUUAUUAAGAACACUGGCCAUGAUAUCUCGCAGCGAUCGCAAGGAUACGGCAGUCUAUCCAUUUGGAUCAAGUCUAUAAAAGAUGGACUCCAUUUUCACAAAACGUUCGUUCCUUCCAAUGGAUCAUGCCCAUCCAACUGGACUGGAAGUGCAAUUACCGUGGGCGGCGGAUACGUGUGGCAGGACGUAUACGACUUUGCCGGCGAGCACGGCGUCAUCGCUGUUGGUGGAGCAGAUCCAACUGUCGGUGCUAUUGGAGGCUUCAUGCAGGGAGCCGGCCAUGGCCCCGUGAGCCACUUCUUCGGACUCGCAGCAGACCAGGUUCUGGAAUACAAGGUGGUACUGGCAUCGGGGGAGCUUGUCACCGCCAAUGCAUGCCAGUAUACAGACCUGUUCACUGCUCUCCGUGGAGGAGGUGGAGGCACCUACGGCGUGGUCCUAUCGGCCACGAUCAAGGCCCACCCAACGCGUCCUGUGCUGGGCCACAAUUUAGACGUCAUUGCACUGAAUGGAAACAACGCUGCGGUUCUCAACGCGACGGGCAGAAUCAUGUCGAAAUUGGCAGCUCUCUCGGAUGCAGGGUAUUCCGGUACUGCAAUCCUCACGCCUUUACCUGGACCAUUGGUAUAUACACAUCCUUUCCUGAACCUACUUGAGAGCAAUUCCACCGAGGCUGUAGAAAGUGCCAAAGACGCCAUGAACCGGCUCAUUCUAGAUGACCUGCUCCCACACAACGGAACCUCAUAUCUGGUGUUAUCCACCUUCACCAGCUACCCUUCGUUCCAUGCAUACUACUCCAGCACCCACCACACAACCCCCGGUUCGAAUAGACCGCUCAUGGCGUCGCGGUUCUUUGACAAGCAAACACUGGAGUCUCCAAAGAACAAUCUGACAAGCUUGCUCGAGACCGUCACCACUAACACCGUGCCCAACAGCAGCCUUUGGGCAACUCUGUUUAACAUUGUCGCCGGCGGUAAAGUUCUUGAACCUGUACCUCAUACCUCUAUGAACCCGGCGUGGCGGAGAGCCCAUCUCCUAUUCCAGCAAAUCGAGGUCUGGCCUGAAGAUUUUGGCACCGAGGAGAUUCAACAGUUUAGAAACCAGCUCACCAACAGAAAGCUGAAAGCGAUGAAGGACAUGGCUCCGGACAUGGGCACCUAUGUCAACGAAGCAGAUCCGUACGACCCGGACUGGCGACAGGACUGGUUUGGAGACAAGUACGACUGGCUCGCAUCGGUCAAGAAGAAGUACGACCCGGAAAACGUGUUUUGGUGCUGGCGAUGCGUGGGAAACGAGGGCUGGGAAGAGGUGACGGGAGGUGCGUGGUUUGGACCGCUGUGCGAGACUGGGAAGUAG
Molecule: messenger RNA, 1773 nt
Organism: Aspergillus pseudonomiae
Lineage: Eukaryota; Fungi; Ascomycota; Eurotiomycetes; Eurotiales; Aspergillaceae
Product: FAD-dependent oxidoreductase
Exons: 4
Coding region: 1-1773 (590 amino acids)
Molecular function (GO): oxidoreductase activity; FAD binding
Source: RefSeq, a predicted model, not a curated record